This is a messenger RNA of Ailuropoda melanoleuca (giant panda), 4344 nucleotides long. RefSeq names its product phosphatidylinositol glycan anchor biosynthesis class O (gene PIGO). Lineage: Eukaryota; Metazoa; Chordata; Mammalia; Carnivora; Ursidae. Gene Ontology annotation, cellular component: endoplasmic reticulum membrane. The coding region runs from base 811 to 4107 and encodes 1098 amino acids. The record is from RefSeq and is a predicted model, not a curated record. Gene Ontology annotation, biological process: GPI anchor biosynthetic process. The transcript is spliced from 10 exons. Gene Ontology annotation, molecular function: mannose-ethanolamine phosphotransferase activity.
UCUGUGGUGUCAGUAUGCAGGCGUCGGCGCUGCGCUUCCGGGCGCCGUUCAAGGUGAGCGGGGGUCUCCGAGAAUCUACUCGUACUCCCUACUCUUCAUUUCCCUUUCCCGAAGAGACCCAUCCCCCUCAGCUCGCAGCCUAGCGUGCCAAGUACCGAAGCCAGGGUGCCCAGGAGAAGGCCGGGUACCCACCAGAGGAAGCAGAGCCGUCCGGACUUGUGGGUCCCGGCGAGGCCCAACAGGCUCAAGACCCUGCGACUCUGCUUUGCUGAGUGGGGUAGGUCGCGACUCCGGUCUCCUGGCGAUCCUGGCCAUCCGGAAGCGGAGCGUGACUCCUCCCUUUGGUCCUCUUGGUCCCCACCAGGCGGCGCCGUCAUUCCGGCCCGGGUUCUCCUGCGGCUGCGAGCCCUGGCCACCCCAGGGAUGUUGAGAUUGGCAAGGAAAGAGGUGGAGAAAUGAACGUCAGAGAGCAUUCUACCACUAGGAAUAAGCUUCCCUCGUGGACUGUGCUUUUCAUCAUUAGAAUCUCCCGGAAUACAUGUGCAAAUCCCUAUGCUCCACCCCCAAAGAUCCUAAUUGAGUAGAUCUGGGGUGGGGCCUGGAAAUCAGCAUUUUAAACAGCUGCUCCAGGUUGAUGCCCAUAGUCUGCGGACCUCAUCUUCAGAAACACUGGUAUAACUGGUGGAGAGGAACAUUGCUUUGGGUUGGCUAUGGGGCGUUCAUCUUCCGGAAGGCUUCCAAGAGGAAGUGAUUCUAGCUGGGCUUUGUAUUGAGGGACCAGAAUAUCCAUUGGUUUUUUACCCCACAGUGAUGAAUUCCCUCCCCGCUACCAGCAGGAUGCAGAAGAUCUCAGUGCUGCUCUUCCUGGCCUGGGUCGGCUUCCUCUUCUACGCCGGCAUUGCCCUCUUCACCAGUGGCUUCCUGCUCACCCGUUUGGAACUCACCAACCAUAGCAGCUGCCAAGAGCUCCCAGGCCCUGAGUCCCAGCCGUGGGGGAGCCAAGGGAAGCCUGGGGCCUGCUGGAUGGCUUCUCGAUUUUCUCGGGUUGUGUUGGUGCUGAUAGAUGCUCUGCGAUUUGACUUUGCCCAGCCUCAGCCCUCACACGGUCCUGGAGAGCCUCCUGUCUCUCUGCCCUUCCUGGGCAAACUGAACUCCUUGCAAAGGAUCCUGGAGAUUCAGCCCCACCAUGCCAAGCUCUACCAAUCUAAGGCUGAUCCCCCCACCACCACCAUGCAGCGCCUCAAGGCCCUCACCACAGGCUCACUGCCUACCUUUAUCGAUGCUGGUAGUAACUUUGCCAGCCAUGCCAUAGUGGAAGACAAUCUCAUUAAACAGCUCACCAGCGCAGGAAGGCGUGUGGUCUUCAUGGGAGAUGAUACCUGGAAAGAUCUUUUUCCUGGAGCUUUUUCCCAAGCUUUCUUCUUCCCAUCCUUCAAUGUCAGAGACCUGCACACAGUGGACAAUGGCAUCCUGGAACAUCUCUAUCCAACCAUGGACAGUGGUGAAUGGGAUAUGCUGAUUGCUCACUUCCUGGGUGUGGAUCACUGUGGCCACAAGUAUGGCCCUCACCACCCUGAAAUGGCCAAGAAACUUAGCCAAAUGGACCAGGUGAUCCAGGGACUUGUGGAGCGCCUGGAGAAUGACACACUGCUGGUCGUGAUUGGGGACCAUGGAAUGACCGUGACUGGGGAUCAUGGAGGAGACAGUGAGCUGGAGAUUUCGGCUGCACUUUUUCUGUACAGUCCUAAAGCCCUCUUUCCUGGUGCCCCACCAGAGGAGCCGGAGGUAGUUCCUCAAAUCAGCCUUGUGCCUACGCUGGCCCUGUUGCUGGGCCUGCCCAUUCCUUUUGGGAACAUCGGGGAGGUGAUGGCUGAGCUGUUCUCAGAGGUUGAAGAUUCCCAGCCUCACUCCUCUGCUCUGGCCCAAGCCUCAGCUCUCCAUCUCAAUGCCCAGCAGGUAUCCCGAUUUCUUCACACCUACUCAGCUGCUGCUCAGGACCUUCAAGUUAAGGAGCUUCAUCGGCUGCAGAACCUUUUCUCCAAGGCCUCUGCUGACUACCAGCGGCUUCUGCAGAGCCCCCAGGGGGCUGAGGCAGCACUACAGACUGUGAUUACUGAGCUGCAGCAGUUCCUGCGGGGAGUUCGGGCCAUGUGCAUUCAGUCUUGGGCUCGUUUCUCUCUGGGUCGCAUGGCAGGGGGUGCUGCUCUCAUGGCUGCUGCCUGCUUUCUUUGCCUGCUGGUAUCCCAGUGGUUAAUAUCCCCAGGCUUCUGCUUCCGCCCCCUCCUCCUAACACCCAUGGCCUGUGGUCUGGCUGGUACCAUAGUGUGUGCUGGACUCUUGACAACUACUGGGCUGAAGCUGGAUCCAGUGGUUCUAGGGGCCAUGGCUGCAGUGGGCUCACUCCUGCCUUUUCUGUGGAAAGCCUGGGCUGGCUGGGGGUCCAAGAGGCCCCUGGUAACCCUGCUUCCUAUCCCUGGGCCUGUCCUGUUAUUCCUGCUCAUUCGCUUUGCUGCUUUCUUCUCUGAUAGCUUUGUUGUAGCUGAGGCCAGGGCCACCCCCUUCCUUUUGGGCUCACUCAUCUUGCUCCUGGUUGCCCAGCUUCACUGGGAGGGUAAGCUGCUGCCAUCUAAGCUGCUCACAAUACCCCGCCUUUGCUUUUCGGCUUCGACAGGCCCACCACAGCGCAAUGGCACCCAUGCCCUGGGACUUGGAGUUGGGUUGCUUUUAUGUAUAAGGCUAGCUGGGCUUUUUCAUCGCUGCCCUGAAGAGACACCUGCUUGCCAUUCCUCUCCCUGGCUGAGUCCCUUGGCAUCCAUGGUGGGUGGUCGAGCCAAGAAUUUGUGGUAUGGAGCUUGUGUGGGGGCUUUGGUAGUCCUAUUAGCUGCCGUGCGCCUGUGGCUUCGCCGCUAUAGCAAUCUCAAGAGCCCUGAGCCCUCUGUGCUCUUUGUGCGCUGGGGGCUGCCCCUGAUGGUACUGGGCACUGCUGCCUACUGGGCACUGGCGUCAGGGGCAGAUGAAGCACCCCCACGUCUCCGGGCCUUGGUAGCUGGGGCGUCAGUUGUGCUGCCUAGGGCCGUGGCAGGGUUGGCUGCUUCAGGGCUCGUGCUGCUGCUCUGGAGGCCUGUGACAGUGAUAGUAAAGGCUACGACGGGUGCCCCAAGGCCCAGGACUGUCCUCACUCCCUUCUCAGGCCCCCCCACUUCUCAGGCUGACCUGGAUUAUGUGGUACCUCAAAUCUACCGACAUAUGCAGGAGGAGUUCCGGGGCCGUCUAGAGAGGACCAAAUCCCAAGGCCCCCUGACGGUGGCGGCCUACCAGUUGGGGAGUGUCUACUCAGCUGCUAUGGUCACGGCUCUCACCCUCUUGGCCUUCCCACUUCUGCUAUUGCAUGCAGAGCGCAUUAGCCUUGUGUUCCUGCUUCUGUUUCUGCAGAGCUUCCUUCUCCUGCAUCUGCUUGCUGCUGGGAUACCCAUCACCACCCCUGGUCCUUUUACUGUGCCAUGGCAGGCAGUCUCUGCUUGGGCCCUCAUGGCCACGCAGACCUUCUACUCCAUGGGCCACCAGCCUGUCUUUCCAGCCAUUCAUUGGCAUGCAGCCUUCGUGGGAUUCCCAGAGGGUCAUGGCUCCUCCACCUGGCUGCCUGCUCUGCUGGUGGGAGCCAACACCUUUGCCUCCCAUCUCCUCUUUGCAGUAGGUUGCCCAUUGCUUCUGCUCUGGCCCUUCCUCUGUGAGAGUCAAGGGCCCCGGAAGAGGUGGCAGCCCCUAGGGAAUGAAGCUGAAGCCAGAGUCAGGCCUGAGGUGGAGGAAGAGCCACUGAUGGAGAUGCGGCUCCGGGAGGCACCUCAUCACUUCAAUGCAGCGCUGCUGCAGCUGGGCCUCAAGUACCUCUUUGUCCUUGGUAUUCAGAUUCUGGCCUGUGCCUUGGCAGCCUCCAUCCUCCGCAGGCAUCUCAUGGUCUGGAAGGUGUUUGCCCCCAAGUUCAUUUUUGAAGCCCUGGGCUUUAUUGUGAGCAGCGUGGGACUUUUCUUGGGCAUAGCUUUGGUGAUGCGAGUGGAUGGUGCUGUGAGCUCCUGGUUCAGGCAGCUAGUUCUGGCCCAGCAGAGGUAGCCUAGGCUGCUAAUGCUGGCUUGUGGCCACAGGGAGAGCUGGAGAACAAUCUAGCCUGGCCUGUAUAGGUACUGGAUCAUCUGCAAGAGACGCUUUUCUACACUUCUUAACACCAUGCAGCCAGGAGCUAGACAUCUGGGACUUCAUUAUUCUAUAAUUCAAAAUCAUAGUGGGGCCUGCUCUCUCACUCCUGCUUUGGAGUGUAGCCUCCAAAGAAGAAUAAAAUAAUAAUGUGAA